AGAGAGAGAGAGAGAGUGAGUCAAGGUGGAUGGCGGACAUAUGUUUUAGAUUCUGGAAUAAGAAAGACAAAUGAGAAAAACCCUGGUCUCCCGUUCUGCCACUUAUUAAUUUUUUUCAUUAUAUUAUAGAAAUAAGGCUCAUCUUUUCUCAUUACCUUUUUGAAAUCUUGUGACCCUUCCAUGUCUUUCCUCCUCCAGCUAUUAUAGUCCCUCUCUCUCUCUCUCUCUCUCUAUAUUAUAUAUAUUACAUUAUCUUGAACACAAUCAUCAAGUUAUAAUUAUAGAGAGAAUUGUAGCUUACUUGAACCUCACAAGAACACACAAACAAACAUGGGGAGAGCUCCUUGCUGUGACAAAGCCAAUGUGAAGAAAGGCCCUUGGUCACCUGAGGAAGAUGCCACACUCAAGGCCUACAUUGAGCAGAAUGGCACAGGUGGAAACUGGAUAGCCUUGCCGCAGAAGAUAGGCCUUAAGAGAUGCGGGAAGAGCUGUCGUCUUAGAUGGUUGAAUUAUCUCAGACCAAACAUUAAGCAUGGAGGGUUUUCUGAGGAAGAAGAAAACAUUAUUUGCAGCCUCUAUGUUAGUAUUGGAAGCAGGUGGUCCAUCAUCGCUGGUCAAUUACCAGGACGAACUGAUAAUGAUAUAAAGAACUACUGGAACACAAGGCUGAAGAAGAAGCUCCUAGGAAAGCAACGCAAAGAGGAACAGGCUCAGGCUCAGGCUCACGCUCACGCUCAGGCACAGGCUCGGCGAGCUAAGCAAGAAAUGAAGAGAGAGAGCUAUGAGAAUUUUAUGGUUCCUGGGGCCAUGAACCAGGGCCCAUAUUGGCCUGUAGAGCUCCCUGUGGCAGUGCCAAUAGUGUGUGCAGCCCAAUACCCUCCUCCUCUUGAGGACCAAGCAGCUCUUACAAAUUUUCUGAUCAAACUAGGAGGAAGAUUUUCAGACAAUCAUCAACAACCAAACCUCACCACCACCACCACCACUGAUUUUCAAUAUCCCAUUGAUAAUCAUAUCAUUUCCUCGCCUCAAGAUCAACUAUAUGCAAACUCAAUGAGUAUGCUUACUUCGUCAACAACUACCAAUUCCGUUGGCAGUACUUGUACUCAAUUGACAAACAUGGUUCAAGGGCUUGAAAAUUUCCCAUGUGAGGUAGAGUUGGGCUAUAACAAUCCACAACAACAACUAAAUGGGUUGGAUGGAUUUUAUGGAAUGGAAAUGGUCAAUGCUAGCACUGCAGGGACUACUACUACUAGUUCUUGUGAAAGCGCUAGCUGGGGAGACAUAAGUUCUUUGGUUAAUGUUUAUCCCCCUUUGGUUUCUGACUAUGAAGGGACACCACAACCACAAGAUUCUGCUUUUGGAGAUUUGAGUUACUUCAGGCCGAUACAAUAGCAGCACUGUACAUGGGUGGUGUAUAUUUGUACCAGUAGAGGAUUUGAUUUCAGGAUUUCACAAAAAAAAAAAAAAAAAAAAACUAAUGAAUUCACUCAUUUAGAGUUCUUUUUCAAUUGUUCUGCAGCUAGUUGCACGUUCACACUGACUUCUUAUAUAUGCUAUUCGUUUUAAAUAAUUUCUCUUCCAGGCUGGGGUUCUCUUUUGCAACCAUGAUUGUUGGACUGAAUUGAUUUUGGGUCAGGUUUUAUUGCUGAAUUGGAAUCUUAGGACUAUGAAACUCGGAACUGUAACAGUGUUCUACUGCAAUUGGAUCCAGUGUUCCUGCCACUUUAAGCACAGUCGCGUUUGUUCCGUAUUGACUGGUCUCCUUGAUCAUCCAUUUCUUGAUUACAGCCUAAAAUGUACCUUUAUGUAGUAUUUUUUUUUUCUCCUCCAACACAUGGGUUGAAUUGUAUCUUUCACAAAGUUCUCCUGAAACCUCCAUGAAAAGGUAGUAAAAGUUUGGAAAGGUGCUUUGACAUUUUGGCCGUGACUUGCUCGGCUCUAGCAAAUAGGGCAUCAAAAUAUGGCUUCUUUCUUUUAUUGGUUUCUUCGUGUCUGUAAUAACAAUCAGAUCUGUGAAAGCACAUCUUAUCUUUCAUGUAAUUCCAACUAGAAUGAGGAAAAUUUAAGUUUCUGAGUA
Molecule: messenger RNA, 2077 nt
Organism: Quercus lobata
Lineage: Eukaryota; Viridiplantae; Streptophyta; Magnoliopsida; Fagales; Fagaceae
Product: transcription factor RAX3-like
Exons: 3
Coding region: 331-1392 (353 amino acids)
Source: RefSeq, a predicted model, not a curated record